Messenger RNA from Nicotiana tabacum (common tobacco), 1416 nucleotides. Its product is annotated as flavonol synthase/flavanone 3-hydroxylase-like. The record is from RefSeq and is a predicted model, not a curated record. Lineage: Eukaryota; Viridiplantae; Streptophyta; Magnoliopsida; Solanales; Solanaceae.
UUCCUCCCAAUAAUCAAUCACAUACCUACGAGAAAAAUGAAUAUGUUUGCUGUAGUUCUCUCCUACUAACUCAUUUUAUUUGCACAAAAUUGAAUAAAGUAAUCUAUUGCCGUCGAGGACGAAUUUUUUUCUGUUAUUUGAAUUAUUGAUCUAGUAGGACAGGAAAAGUAAGGUGGCUUCUAUUUAUCCUAACGCAUUCUGCUGUGGCGGACUGAAAGAAAACAAGUCACAAAUCACAAUAAAAGUAAGACCCUGAAUGGCUGAAAAUGUUGCAAUUCCAACAAUAGAUCUCUCCCCUUUCUUUACAGACGGUGAUGAAAUUGGCAAGAGCAAAGUUAUGAACAGUAUAACCAAAGCCUGCUCCAACUAUGGGUUUUUCCAAAUAGUGAACCAUGGGGUGCCUCUUGAUGUGAUGAAUCGCGCUCUGAGCCUAUCAAAGACAUUCUUUGCAUACCCAGAUGAGGAGAAGCAAAAAUCAAGUCCUGGAUCAAGUUCACCUCUUCCAGCUGGUUACAGCAAGCAACCUGAACACUCAGCUGAUAAGAAUGAAUACUUGCUCAUGUUUUCUCCUACUUCCAGCUUCAAUCCGUUGCCAAGCAAUCCAUGUGAUUUCAAGGAAGUACUUGAAGAGAUGUUUACCCAUUUCGGGAAAGUUGGUGAACUUUUGGAGAGCAUCUUGAAUGACUGCCUUGGCCUCCCUCCAAAUUUCCUCAAGGAAUAUAAUCAUGACAGAAGCUGGGAUUUCAUGGUAGCUUUGCGUUACUAUCCAGCAACUAACGCAGAAAACAAUGGCAUAAGUGAACAUGAAGAUGGGAAUUGUAUCACAUUCGUCAUCCAGGAUGAAGUUGGUGGACUAGAAGUUCGAAAAAAUGGAGAAUGGAUUCCGGUAAUUCCAGCUGAAGGCAGAAUUGUUGUCAAUAUAAGUGAUGUUAUUCAGGUGCUGAGCAACAACAAAUUUAAGAGUGCAACUCAUAGAGUUGUGAGAAAAAUAGGAAAAAGCCGACAUUCGUUUGCUUUCUUCUAUAAUAUCCAAGGAGACAAGUGGAUUGAACCAUUGCCACAAUUCACUGAAGAGAUUGGGGAGCCACCAAGAUACAGAGGAUUUUACUACAAAGAUUACCAAGCUUUGAGAAUGAGAAACAAAAGUCAUCCACCAUCAAGGCCUGAAGAUGUUAUUCAUAUUACCCACUAUGCAAUCUCCAGCUAAUUAAGCAAGCCAGAAAAGUUUGGAAUGCACCGCAAUCUGAAGAGAUUAUGUUAGUUUCUUUGCGUUACUUCCUAAAAGCUGUAAUUAAUGCGUUUGUAAGCCAUGAAAUCAGUUUUCUUUAGUGAUUGAGCAAAUUUCCUAUUUCUAGUACUUUCACUUUUACAACAGACACAGACUAAUGAAAACAUGGUUAUGACCUAAUGAUAGAA